GGGGUUCAGGUUACAUCCCAGAGCAGUCCCGAGCGCGGGAGAGAGAGGAAUAGAGUCGGGAGCGGAUUUUGCACUCUGAGCCGGGAAACCCGAGUCCCUGAAGCGCGUCGGACAGCUCACCGCCCCUGCCCCCACCCCCAGCCCCGCCCAGCCCAGCCCUGCGGUCGGGAUGGACUGCUGCACGGAGAGCGCUUGUUCCAAGCCGGACGAUGACAUCUUGGACAUCCCUUUGGACGAUCCUGGCGCCAACGCGGCAGCUGCCAAAAUCCAGGCGAGUUUCCGGGGCCACAUGGCGCGGAAGAAGAUCAAGAGUGGGGAGCGAGCACGAAAGGGCCCAGGCCCCGGGGGUGCGGGCGGCUCUGGGGGCGCCCGGGGGGGCGCGGGAGGCGGCCCCAGCGGAGACUAAGCCAGGUGAACUGACUGUUUUCUAAGUUCCCUAGGUGAGAUGGAUGCCACGUCCCCUUCGCAGUGACAAGACUUCCCUGCAAUGUUUGUGACUCCUUCCCCCACCUCUCCUGCCAGCCUCAGGAGCCCACACGCCACCGGGAGACCCCUCCCCUUCAGGCCGGCUCCAUUCCGGAGUCACUCUACCUGUUCGCCAGUCUAAAAAGGGACCUGAUUUCCCUAUCUUCUUCACUCGUCUGUCCUUUCCUCCUCCUCCUCGUUCUGCCUAACCCGCUCCACCUCCGCAGCGCAGCCGCCCUGCAUGAACUCACCACCAACUUUGCUAAGCUCCUCUCUUAGCUUUCUCUCUGCGGAUUGCUGAGGGCGCCCCCAAGUAGUCCCUCUGUGUGUGUGCUCCCACUAAGGAAACCCCGUUUGUUUCUGCGGGAAGCCAAGGGGUAUGCCUGCCCCCACCCCCUCUCACUGUGCUGCUGUAACCAUCCCCACCCAGCCCACCCAAGCUCCAAGACUUUGGGCCUUCUGCUCCUCCACAAGCAGUCUCCAGUUUACACACUCGGGGUGAGGGGAGGCUUUUGGGGGUGCCGGAACCCUUUCUUUCUGGGCCCGAUCCUACUCUGGUUGGUGGGGGGAGGAGCGGGUUCCCGUUCCAGAGGUCCCCUGAAGUGACGGUGAUUGCACGCCCAGUCCCACACCUGCCUGUAAUCUCCCAGUCCUGAGCCCAGUCCACAACCCUAUCCCCCUUGCCUUGACUGCUGCGCAUCCCGGGACCACCUCUCCAACUCUCUUCUUGUUAUGCAAACUCCUAGGCCGAGGUGUUUGAGAGGCGGUGUGGGGGGAGUCAGAAGCUGCCCCGCCCCCUGCCCUGCCCUGCCCUGCCCUAACCGCCCAGCCCCCAGCCGGGCUCCUGGGGCUGUGGCAGAAGGGUUUUUAAAUUUUCGUGUGUGCAUGUGACCGCUCUGGGUUGGAAUGUGAACAAUAAAGAGGAAUGUCCAAGUG
Molecule: messenger RNA, 1401 nt
Organism: Dromiciops gliroides (monito del monte)
Lineage: Eukaryota; Metazoa; Chordata; Mammalia; Microbiotheria; Microbiotheriidae
Gene: NRGN
Product: neurogranin
Exons: 4
Coding region: 170-406 (78 amino acids)
Molecular function (GO): calmodulin binding
Source: RefSeq, a predicted model, not a curated record